Cydia amplana is the source of this 1127-nucleotide messenger RNA. RefSeq lists its product as uncharacterized. Lineage: Eukaryota; Metazoa; Arthropoda; Insecta; Lepidoptera; Tortricidae. The transcript is spliced from 3 exons. Bases 63 to 1127 code for a protein of 354 amino acids. The record is from RefSeq and is a predicted model, not a curated record.
AGAUUAGUAGUAGUGGUGGGGCCGAGACGGUCACUCGGUCAGUCGCACGCGUUCCUCGCGACAUGGCGGACGGGGCUUCAGACGCGGCGCCGCCGGCGCUGCGCGCGCUGCUCGACGACGUCGCCCGCGGCCAGGACUACCGCGACCACCGCGUCGCCGUCACUCCUCUCUCCACCGGCGGCGGGAACUACACCUCCGAGCUCUUCCUCAUCACCAUAGCGGCGCCCGCCCGCGAGGACCUGCGCCUCUUCGCCAAGGUAGCCAACAUCAACGGAAAAAUGCGCAACGACGCGCCCAUCACAAAGUUCUACGAGACCGAGAGAUUCGUCUACGGGACGCUGGUGCACGUCUAUCGGAAACUGGAGGAGAACAACUCGGUGCCGGCCGAGCACCGGCUCUACUUCCCGAAAUACUACGGCUGCAAUCCGAACGUGUUCGAGGAGACGAUCGUGCUGGAGGACCUGGGCGCGCGCGGGUUCGGCACGCACGACCGCCUCGAGUCGAUCGACUGGCCGUACGCGGCCGCCGCCGUGGCCGAGCUGGCCAAGCUCCACGCGCUGUCCUUCGCGUACGAGCACGACAACCCGGAGGAGUUCGCGCGGGUGCUGACGGAGCGGAGCUUCGAGUUCGGGUCGGACGAGGAGAAGAUGAAGGGCGUGUGGGAGAGCAUGGUGCGCGGCGCGGUGGGCGCGUGCGGCGAGCGGCACCGCGCGCGGCUGGGGCGCUACCUGGCCGAGAACGCCACGCGCGUGCGCGACUACUACGAGCCGCUGCGGCGGCCCGUGCUGGUGCACGGCGACUACCGCCCCAGCAACCUCAUGCACAGGCUCAAACCAGACGGCGCAGUGGAGGUGGUGCCGGUGGACUGGCAGACGGUGCGCGCGGGCUGCGCGGCCACCGACCUGCUGUACCUGGUGUUCGCCGGCUCGGACGCGGCCUUCCGCGCGCAACACUACACCCGGCUAGUGGACGAGUACUACGCGCAGCUGCAAGCGGCGCUGCGGCGGCUGCAGCUCGACCCCGACAUGCUCUACCCGAGGGCGGACUUUGAUUAUGAACUUCAACAGGAAGAGGCGCGACGCGUGUGUCCAGUCCGUGGCCUUAGGGUACUAGCACCAUCGCAGUGA